CUUCUUUGUUUCUUCCCAUUUCAAACCCUUAUUCAAAAACAACCAGCUAUGUUUCCAUAUUCAAAUUCUCAAAGAUCCAAUCUUUCCUAUAACCUCUUUAACAUUCACCAAGAUAUACAGCUUACACCCCUCUAGAAUUGCCUACAGUUUGUAGCUAAAUUGAAGCAUGACAUCUCCCUUUCCAUGUCCGGCGAACUCGUUCAUUUACAAUUCAACCAUUUGCGCCUGCAACCCUGGCUACUUCAUUGCAGCCGGAAAAAAUACCUGCGAGCUAUUUUCAAGCGAUACCCAUGAUCUGAUAGUCAAUUCUGGAGUCGAUUAUUCAGUCAACUUCCCAGAGACAUUACUUUCCUUCGAUACCAUCAAGAAAUUCACUCAGUCGCAGGCUGUCUUCCUUGAGGCUACUGCUGUUCUUCUUGUUUCUUGGCUCUGUUUCUGCCUGUUUGUUCGAUUUCGAAAACUUGGCGAUGGCCGUUCGAUUUGGUUCCGGAUCAGGUGGUGGAUUAGUCGGAUGGAUAUCAGUUUUUCUACACGUCACUGGCUGGAUGAUCAGAAGGUAGUUGUAAAGCGUAAAACAGAACUCGGUGGAGCUUUCUCUAUAGCAAGUUGGAUUCUUUUUCUUGGUUUAUUUGCUGCGUUGCUCUACCAAAUCAUAUCAAAGAGAACCAUUGAGGUUCACAGCAUCAGAGCUACAAAUGCACCGGAUCUAGCUGAUUUCCAAAACGACAUGGAAUUGAAUAUAACCACCAUUUCAAGCAUGAGCUGCGCACAUCUUCGUCAAUUGGGUAUUUUAGUAAUUGGGAACCCAGGUUAUAUCGACUUCAGAACCGCUCCACUAAUAACAUUUGCUAACUAUACAUGCCAAAACACGACUAAAGGGCCAAAAAUAAAUCUCAAGUGCAGCAAGUGUCAUAUACGGGACAGUUCCUACAUUUCAUGGCAAUUUGUUGAUCUUCCUAAUGAUCCUGCUAUGGCAGUUGGAUUUGAGUUCAAUCUCAAUGCAAAUAGCCAUGGGGUGAAAAAACAUAUAAGCCUCGUCGGAGGCACACUUAGCAAUGGGAGUAAUGACGAUAACAGGCCAACAACAUUUAGGGGAUCUAUGCCGAACAUAUUGAAAUUUGAUUUAUUUCCUCGCAUUUAUCACAAUCUACAUAAUCUUAAGCUCAUCCAACCUCUGUUUCAUGAGUUUGUGCCGGGUACAUCUUAUAGUGAAAUAAGUCAGCUUCAAGCUUCCCUACAAACCUCUAGUGAAGGUCUGAUAAAUACUACAUUGUAUGUGAAUUAUCUCUCUGACUACAUUGUGGAGAUCAACAAUCAGAAUAUUUUGGGCCCUGUGAGCUUUCUCGCGGACCUUGGUGGCCUUUACUGCAUUAGUAUUGGCAUUUUUUUCUUCUUCUUGGUGCAAUGUGAAUACAGGAUCAAGAGGCUACGUUAUGAGGAUAGCACAAUGAGGAAGAUUAGAAGUCAGCGAAGAGCUCAAGAUCGUUGGGAUAAAUUGAGAAAAUAUGUGAUGUUUACAUGGGGUUGCAACGCAUUGAAAGAGAAGUACAACAAUGUCGAAAAAGGGUCAUGUUGCACUGGCCUAAUGGUUUGUACUUUGCAUAAGAGAAUUGGAUCUUCAGUUAAAAGAGGUCAGAUAAUCAGAAUGGAUUCUAUCAGAUUUAACAAGAAAAUCAACAUGGAAAGUGAGAAGAAAACCGCAUUAUCGCAAGGUGCUCAAACCUUGUCCAUGAUUGAGAUGCUGGAUUUCGAAAACAAUAUGGUAGGAAUUGUAAAGGAUGAUAAGAGGCGACAACACCAUCCUUCUCAAGAAAGUGAUAGUAAAUCUGAUUAUCGAGGAACUAACAAUUUUACUUUGCCUCCACCACCUUUAUUAGAAGACAUGAAGGAUGGUUCUGAAAUUAGUAUAUCAGAGAUUAAGAAAAAUUUCCAAAAUCUAUAUGAAUACAAUGUUAAGCUAAGGGAUGAGCUAGUUGCUGCUCAUACUAUGAUUAGGAUGUCAAUGGUUAUCCAAUACUCAUGGGUAUCUGAGGAUCAUGGUCGAGUUCAAGGAUGGGAGGAGGAGAAGGUUAUUCGAUCGUAG
Impatiens glandulifera is the source of this 2083-nucleotide messenger RNA. RefSeq lists its product as uncharacterized. NCBI's taxonomy places the organism in Eukaryota, Viridiplantae, Streptophyta, Magnoliopsida, Ericales, Balsaminaceae. The transcript has 10 exons. Bases 167 to 2083 code for a protein of 638 amino acids. The record is from RefSeq and is a predicted model, not a curated record.